AUGUCUUUCUUCGGACUAAGGUUCACGCAUAUUGAUGAAGAUGAACGUGCUCAAAAAAACACAUUCACGAAAUGGAUGAAUUAUCAUCUUGAAGAGCAUAGCUCAUCUGGAAGAGUAAACGACUUGUAUGAAGACAUUAAAGAUGGAGUACUACUUUGUCACUUGAUUGAGGUUUUAACCGGUGAAGCACUGCCAGUCAACAAAGCUCGGGUAUCGAAACGGGUUCAUCAUAUAGCUAAUCUAACGACUGCUCUGGCUGUGCUAAGAAGACGUGGCUUGGAACUAAUAAAUAACAAUCCUGUUGAUAUCGCAGAUGGGAACCCACGAAUUGUCCUUGGUCUCAUUUGGCAAAUUAUACUCCAUUUCCAGAUAGAGGCAAAUGUAGCGUUGUUACGAGAGUGGGGUUGGGGCGCGACAGCUUCUGUUCAAGCUUCAACAUCUCGCCCCGUUACUCCUUGUUCGCCUUCAACUUCGAAUAUACCUUCAAGACCUGCUACUCCCAGCAGAAGUCCAUUCAAACAACGAUUAGCUUCACUCUUGCCCUCCUCCUCCUCAUCACACACACCAUCUAAUAAAGAUCCGUUGCGGGUGUCCAUGAAACAAUUCAAGUCUUCAGUUGAACAAGUUAUGAUUCGCUGGAUAAAUUCUGAAGUUGCUAGUAAAAUUGGCGAAAAAGUAGAGAAUAUGGACAAAGCAUGGAAAGAUGGCGUUUUAUUUAAUGCACUGGUUCAUAGAUGGAGGCCGGAUGUGGUGGAUAUGAAACGAGUGAGACAGUCUCAACCUAGAGAGAAUUUAGAAAAUGCUUUCGAAAUGGCUCAUCGCCAUUUAGGAAUCAGAAAACUACUUGAAGUUGAUGAUGUACUCUGUGAAAAGCCAGAUAAACGAUCUAUUAUAACUUACGUUUCUCAAUUUGUACAUACUUUUGGAGAAAGGAAACCGAUGGAAGAUGAGCAACCCGAAACACACAGCAAGUUCAUUGAAUGGCUCAAUGUUACCAGCAUAAUGGAUCUGAGAUAUGAGCAACAACAAGUCUAUUUCCGUGUCAGAAAGGAGUUCGUGGAAUACAGAAGCUUGUACAAUGCUAUUAUGAGUAGCCGCAUGAACUUUACCGUACAGGAACUGACUGACAUCGAGAGAAAGUGGGAUUGUAUUCGUGCUCAGCUGGAAGCUGCCAUUAUACGAAUAGAAAAUUCUUUACCCGAACCCUUUGCUAGUCUAUCACAAUGGACUGCAGACAGUCAAGUUCUAAUAACGCAACCUCUGGAUCUGUCCACAGAAGAUCCCGCGAAAUGUGUCCUUCAGCUUCAAAAGUUGAUGACAGAGCACACGAAUCAUUUCCUAGCAUUAGAGAGCAAUCGAGAUGAGUUACGGAGUGCAAUCGAGAAGGGAGGACUUGGCGGUAAACCUUUAGCACCAGAGUUUGUAGAACCUUUACGAGUUCGACUCAACACACUUGCUGAAGAAGCUCCUAUUCGCUUAGCAACUAUUCGAAUUCUAUUGUCUCACUAUGUAAUAUUAUCUUAUCUAAUGGAUAUCGACAGAAAGAUGGAUCAGUGGAGCUGUGCUGACAGUAUCGCUUUACUUUCUCGUUGGAUAAAAGAGUAUCAACAAGUUCAUGCGGAAAAUCCAAGAGCACGAUGUGAUAAAUAUCUUGAACAUUUAAGGAAAACAAUGGAAGUAUCACCUGAAACAAAGCUCGACAGCAAUACUUUACUACAGUCCAGUAGUAAGCGAAUUUCUGCAACUUUGGACAAGUUCGAUAGUCUGCAUUCGGAGUUAUUGACUUUGAAAACGUUAUGGUGCCAAUGGGAAGACGAAAUAGUUCGACUAGAAGCUUUAGCAGAUGAAGGAGUUCUUAACAAUACAAACACAUUAUCAGACUUUUCAACUGAUAUUUGUUCGUUGGAAUCAACAGCUGAUGGCUUAGCCCCAAUGCUAUCAACGUCAGCACGAAUUGCCGUGCAACAUCGCAUGGAUAAACUGCGGAAAAAGGCUCUCCAGCUGAGCAGGUUGUCUGUUGGAGCUCGGCUGGUUGUAGACAUAGUUCCGUCAACUUCUCAAAAUAUAGAAAAACCGAAUAUAACAAAUCUGGCUGAAUUAGAUGAAGAAGUUCUGAAACUUGAGAUGGUCUUGCGUGCCAAACUUCAUCCAGGACCGCAUGAGUUACAAGAAGGAUUUGGAAGACUUCAAACAAAUAAGCGAUUGAAUUCAUUGAAAGGAAUAAGACCACGUUUAGUUGCAAUCGAAGAAUAUAUGGAACAAGCUAAACAAUGGCUUAAUAGCUCAGAAGAUUACGAGAGAGGGAAAGCCACCGAUGUUUUGGAUCAGCUUCAAAAAAUGGUGGAGAGUUUACAAAAUGGAAACGAAGCAGAGUUUGUGGAUUGCCGCCAAUAUAUUUUCUCUAUUGAGAAGCUCUAUUCUCUUAUGAAUAAUGUUCCUCAAUCUUCCUCAAGUUAUGUAAGCAGUAUCAAUCCACCUGCAGACAAGGAACAUGUUAAACAAGUAAUCUCUCGAAUGAAAGAAAUUAUAAGGAGACGUGAGAAGAAUGAAGAUGAUGUUAGAACGUCAACUCAGGAUAUGGAAGAGUGUUCAAUCAUUGUCCAAGAUUGGAACAGCAGACGUUUAGAAGAAAUAAGAAGGAUAUGGAAACUCAAAAAACAAGAGUUUAACGAGUGGGAGAGCCUCAUGGAAAGGUUGAUGCAAAUAAUAGUCAACGUCGAGAAGGCGCAAUUCGUGGAUUCCAAAACAUUGAGUGAAUUGCGAGCCAUGGAAGUAUUAUCCAAAAAAUUCACAUACACUGAUUUGGGAGAAACUUCAAAGAAUGCGUUGUUUGAUUUCCGUAAUCGCUUGAUCGUAUUACUUGAAGAACGACUGAAUGGAAUUCGAAUGGUUGGCGAAGAUGAUUGUAGCGUGGCCCACUCUUUAGUAAAGGAGGUAGGAGAGGAGUUGGUGCUUUAUUGUAACCAACUUAACGAUCGAUACGAAUACACACGACAAACGCUCGACAGCAAAAUGGAGCUGUUUAAGCGUCUCCAGAAUUUUUAUGAUGCUGUACGUUCCUUACGUAGUCAGAACAAUCACUGGAAUGUUAUUACUCUAGCAGAGGUUCCUUCUGUAUGCUCAGAACUCGAGGUGCUGAUCGAGAGAUGUACGACAGAAUGGAAGAACGAUGCAGAAAAACUGAGAGCCGAAGUAGUUGCUAUUCAAGGCAGCUUUUUCCAACUUGAAUUUGACCGUGUAAACGAAAAGCUCAACAUGCUUAUGGUAGAAUUGAAUAAGCUUCACUCUCUAAUGUUACGACGCCAAGAAUUCCUCACAAUUACUACGGAAUUUAUUCAGUUUACCGACUCCUCUCUCGAUGUUAGUCAACAUGCUACCUCCAGCGAACAGUCCACAGAUAUGCAGGGCAUAGUUACUGAUAUUUGUGCAAGAUUAGAAGAGAAAGCUAGAUGUCUUCGUGAUUUGAGUGAAAAUGCGGAAAUGACGAUCACUGACUUCUCGGCUGGUGCUAUCAUCAGACAUUUCAGAAAGCGACAGUUAGGCGAGGAGGCUGAGCCGUCGUUCGAUCUGCUUGCACAAAAACUGGAAGAACUUAUCGGGAAGAAACUAGUGGUUACAGAGAAUACAAACGAUUGUAUUGCUAAUAUCCUACAGCUGAAGGAGAUAGCGGAAAACGAGGAAAAACUCAUUGAGGAAAUGAAGGAUGUUCAAAAAACGGAAAAAGAGGAAAAUAGAUUCAAAGUGUUAUAUGCUGGAUUCAUGAAGCACCGAGAACAGAGAGAGAAAGACACUGUACACCUUAUUCUACAAUACUUGGAAUAUCUGAAUUUGAAGUUCCGAGAGUAUGAAGACGAUAUUGGAAACAUGAUUGAUCACAGUCUGACGGAAGAGCUAGGAAUAGUAAACGAAUCGCUGUGGAAUCAGUGGAAGAACGAUGUCACCGAUUUUGAAAAAAUUGUUGGACAAUCCAACAGAAACAAAUUCCGACCUGAAUUCACCGAUCUUCAAAGAAAAUUAGUCUCCCUUGAUAGCCGAAUUGCCCAGCAUUUGAAUCAAUCAUCUAAACUCAAGAAACAGAGUGAAAAACUGGCAAAAAAGAUUUCUCUGUUCCAAGUAUGGCUUGAUACCAUGGAAAGAGAUAUCUGCACCGUAGAGCAAAUCUCCUCUGAAACAGAACGUGUUACGCAGCUCACGCACUUGUAUAGAAUCUGCCUGAGCUAUCAACGACUAGUGCAUCACCUCGAGAGAAUCACUUUCCAAAACAAUGAUCAUAUUAUUCAACUAAUUCAACGGUACAACCAGCUUUUGAAUAAGUUGAGAUCAUACGAUUUACCGGAAGCUGAAGGAAUUCCUCUUCAUGUUCCUUCGGCAGUGCAAGGCUUUUCACAAUCUCAAAUUUCCAUCAGCUCUUUAGCUUCUUCUGAGAAUGAGAGGCCUGAGUCGGUUAUGUCUGUGACGUCCAGCUUGGACGAACCAACACAUCCUCAAGAUGUCAUAAGAAAAAAAGUAUCACGUCUCUUGAGAAACAUGAUGGAAUCCUACAGUUUCGGGGCCAAGCCUCUUUCAAUUGUUGAAGAAGACCUUCUACAGCUCCGAGAGCUCGAAAAAGAGGUGACUGGUGCAAUAUCUGUUCUAUUGCAAGGCGAUGGGGAACCAGUAAAUGAAGGUGUUAAACAUCGUUUACUAUUCUUGAAUCAACAGAUAAAGGACUUUUCACAUAAACUUGAGAAGGAAGUAGAGGACGAAAAGGGCUUAUCUGCAAAGCAGACUGAAAUAAUGGAUGAAUUGACGAAACUAGAGGAUCGUGUCAAAAACAGAGCCAACAUAGACUUCACUAACGAGCUGGAUCAUUUAGAAAUGCAAAUGGAUAUGCUCAAGGUCAUUUCUAACCAACCUCGCCAAUACGUUGAAUGCGAAUUCAUCGAUUCUUCGAGCCGUGAAAGCUCACCAUCCGAACGAAGCAAACGUAGAAAGAAAGUGCUCGUUAUGGUUACAAAUACAGUUACUACCAUUAUUCAAGUAGUAGAAGAACGUAUGCUGACUAUUGAAUCUUCUGUACAACCCCCAGCUAUUCAAGAAAAAAUACGCAAUGUGAAGCACAACUUGAAGUUAUUGGACAAGGAAAGCAUAACACUCUCUGAAGAACAGCCUGAGUUAUCGUCUAUAGAAAAUUCAGCUGUUCUCAACGAAAUUGAACAUAUUCGUGAGAAUAUUGCAAAGGCUAGCGAGAUUGGGUGUGAUGAUACAUCAUCACCUCUUGAUCUUGCUACAGCUGCUGACUCCCUGAAAGAAACCGAAAACCGCCUGGAUAUAUUACGAAACGAACUUGAGAACUGUGAAGAUAAUUCGAAUUUGGAUGCUGUCAGUGCCGUCGUAGAAGAACUGAAUGCAGUUCAAGCUAGUAUAGAUGACAGGUUAGACGAAGAGCACGACACACCGCAGGACUUACUAGAAGCGGAGAGCCUCAUAUCAAGACAGGACGAAGUCGUUCAGCAAUUGCAACAGCUAUUGGAAGAGUCUGAUUCUUUGGAUCGAGAAAUCAGCUCGAAUGUAGAGAAUCUAGAGGCAGAGUACCCCAUCAUGAACUCGGAAAACGUUUCAAUCAAACUUGAUGAAAUUCGUACCGUUUUGGAAAGAACAGAAAUAGAAAGUGAAUCCACAGAGAAGACGAAGGAAGCUUUGUGUGAAGCAUUGAACACUAUCAGUGAACAGCAGAAUGAACUUUAUCUACUGAAGGAUGUCGUUCACAUAAUGAACGAUAUUGACCUCUUGGACAAAAUAUCCGAAAUCGAUGAAUAUGGACGCUGUAUACACGAGUCCAUCAAUGAUCAAAUAGCAUCUAUCGCAGAGCAUAGCCCUCAACCGAAUAUAGAAGAAAUUAAACAAAUAAUCACUGAAAUUUCUGAUUCCAUCUCUCGGGCUUCACAGAUACCGGAAGAAACCAAAACAUCUGAAGCUAUCCGUGAAGUGUUGGACGAUUUAGCAUAUAAAGAACCGUUGUUAUUCAAACUGAAGGAUAUACUUGAUAACAUGAAUACCACCGACCAACAUGUGAAGGAAAUUCAGACUGAACUUAUCGACAAUGUCUCCAACAUUGAAGAAGAAUGGAGAGCUGUUCAGAUGUCACUGCAGGACAAACUCGAUUCUGUUGAUCAAUUCAACAGCGCAAGCGCCGAAUUGAAGACAGAGCUUCUCGGUAUCCAGAACACAAUACCGAAUAUGACUUCGGAAAUGCAUGAAAGUACUGUGAUUCAGAUCGAAAAUCUCUUCGAGAAACUGAACGAUCUACAAGAAACUGCAAAGGAUUGUGUUGCCUCGGAGGAUUACCUCGACCGAGCUGAAGAACUUCGCAAGCAACUAAUAGAAGUGAAUCAAACUCUCAAUGCAAGCAUAGAGCGAACGAACGCACUCGAUGAGAUGCUUACAACCAUAGAAAAUGUGAAAAAUCUCAUAGACCAACCGGAAAACCAGGACUUCAGUCUUGAAAAGUACGAUAUCCUUAUUGAGGAGUUACCCGUAGACCGUAGGAAUGAACUUCGCCACAAGCUUGAUGAAGCCAAGGACGCUAAGAAGAAACAUGAAGAAGCUAACAAUGUUCCAAAGUUGGCUGAAAAACUUGCAGCUAUUGGUGAUGUUUUACCUGCUGAAUUGGAUGAGCAGAAGAAGAAACUUGUUGACAGAAUUCAUAAUAUCAAUGCUAAUGCUGAUGCUAAGCUUGAUGAAGCUGUCAGAGCUCAAGAAAAGUUAGAAGAUGUUACAGCUAAAUUGGACAAGGAUAAGGAAGAUGUUGAACUCAUUCUCAAGAAGUUGACUGAGCCACAAUCCAUUGAUAAGAUCGACGAGGAAUUGACUAAACUACAACAGAUUAUUGGAUCAAUCGAUACGAAUGAUCUCGAGAAAACAACUCCUCAACUCGCUCGUACUGCUAACGAUAUUAAGGAGCAGGCUAAGAAAUUGGCCUCUCCUCUGGAAAAGGUUUUACCCCAAGAGCACAAACUUCGUGAAGAUAAUAAGAACUUGAAUAAUCAAGUGAAGCAGCUCGCUGAUGCUUUGGCCAAUAUCAAUGUUGCUGAUUCUGAGAGAGCUGUUCCAGUUAUCGACAACCUUAAAGAACAAAUCGAUCAACUUGCUAAGGACAUUGAAUCUCACGAAAACGAUCUGAACAACAAGAACAAGGAUUUAGUGAAGGAUGAUGACUUGGCACAAAACUUGAAUACUCAAGUAGUUGCAUUGGUUGAUGAAGCUGCCCAAAAACAAGCUGCUCUUGCUGAUACUGUCAAGAUUAACAAGAUUGCUCCAGAACUUGAGGUUAUUGCUCAAUCCAUCAAUAGCAGACCUGAAAAGUUACCUGAAACAUUGGUUGAGCAACAAGCAUCUCUUGAAGACUUAGAAUCUUCAAAGGCUCGUCUUGAAGCAUUGAUCAGCGAACUUCCUGAAGGACCAGAAGGAGACGAACAACGACAGAAGAGUCAAUGGGAUCUUUCACGUUUGAAGGAUCUGCUGAAGCAACUUGGUGAUUUGGUUGGAGACAAAAUGGCUGCACUUGCUGCUUUCAACAGUUCUCGCAAAGAUGCUGAAGACAACUUGCUUGCCAUCACAUCAAAGUAUACCGAAGAGCCAAAGGACUUACCUGAAGAACAAUUGUUACAAGCUAUUGCUAAGGAUCGUGAAGUGUUGGACAAGCUUCAUGAGAAUGUUGCCAAUAUUGAUGUUGCCAUUCUCGAUGAUGCUCAAAAGAAAGAACAUGAUGAACUGCUGAACCGUUUGAGCAAAGCUCAAGAAUUGCUUGAGAAACGACAAGCAGCCUUGGAAGAUCGUCAGCAGAAGCAGAAAGAUCUUGAAGAGCUUCACAAGAAGACCAUACCUGCUCAAUCACGAUUGGCCAGUUUGGUUAAUGCUGCUAAUGAUUUAGUUCAAGAUGCCCAAGGAGUUCCAUCACAAUACCGACCUUCAGCCGACGAAUUGGCCCAAGAAGUUGAAGUUGCUAAGAAUGUUGUGGCUAAUGCACCAUCUGAUGAACCAACAGUUCAAGCACUUCAACAAGCCAUUGAUGCUGCUCAUCAAAUUAUUCCCAUUCUCCAAGAUCGUGCCAACACAUGGGAUGAGUUCGUUGAUGCUCGUAACGACACUGACGCAGAGUUGGAACGUCUUCGUCAACCACUCGAUGCAGCAUUGGAAAAAGCCGUUCGUAGCAUUGAUGAUGCUAAGGAUGAUUUACAGAAAUUGAGCGAAGCAAACAAAUCUGCUGAUAUUUUGGCCGACAAGAUCCGUAACUUGCAACGCUUGUCUGAACUUCUCAACCCUCUGGAAUGCACCUUUACUGAUGUUCGAUUCAUUGAUGUUGAUGCUGAACAAACCAACAAACAGUAUGAUGAAAUCUUGGACGAAUUAGCAAAUGAGAUUGAGGAAGAGAAGAGCUUGAACGAUUUUAUUGAGCAUAUCGAAAAGGAGCUUCAACAAAUCAAUCAACUUCUAUCUACCAACCCUGCUGCUGAAGUAAUCGAUAGUUUGGAAAUUCACGAAAUUCCAGCUAUUCGUUCCCAAAUUGAUAUUCUGAAGAAUAAGAAGGAAGAACUUCAAGCUGGAAACAAGCACAUCAAGCCUGAUCAGUCAAACAAAGUUCCUGCUCUUUGUGAACAAGUACCUGACUUGGACGGAAGGUUACAAGAAGCUAAGGCUGUUCAAAAACAAGCUGAACAAGAGGAAGUUGCUCAACUAUUGAUAGCUCAAGUUACUCAAUUAACUCAAAAGCCUCUUGAUCAGUUAUCGGAAGAAGAUGUUGCUGAUGUGGAACGCAAUCUUGAAAAGUUGCCUGAAACUCAACAGACUGAACUUCGCCACAAGCUUGAUGAAGCCAAGGACGCUAAGAAGAAACAUGAAGAAGCUGUUAAGCAAGCUCAAAAGGAAUUAGCUGAUGUUACUGAACAAUUUGGAAGUCUCACUGCUACACCUGCCCCAUCAAAGAAGAGCAAGAAGGGUAAAGGAAAGAAGUCUGACAAACCAGAAGAAGAAACAGUCGCUGUUCUUCAAGACAAACUCAACCGAAUUAAGGAGCUGUCCGACAAACUAUCAUCAUUAUCAGAAGCUCCACUGCCAUCUUCGGAAAGACAGAAGGUUGAUGAACUUCUUAAUAACUUGAAGCAAUUGGCUGACGCAACUUCUGAAGAUUUGGCUAAGAAGAUUGCUGAGGAACAAGAACUGAACAGACUUCUGGAUGCACUCAAAAAUUUGGAAGACGAAUUGAAGAAUGCUGAACAAACUGUUCCAGCAUUGAACAACGUCGAACAACUAUCUGAUUUCAAGAAGAACAAUGUUCCAAAGUUGGCUGAAAAACUUGCAGCUAUUGAUCGUGCCAACACAUGGGAUGAGUUUGUGGAGCUGCGAGAAGUUCUACAGGAUAAGAUAGAAUUAGUUCUGUUGAAGUUGGACGAAUCCAAUCAAAGAGAACUGCUGUCUACCGAGGACGGGGAAAGUUAUCUUGAUAGCAUGAAGGCCUUAAUCAAUUCAAAUGAAGAAAUCAAUAGAUUAUCCGAAACAUUAGAAGAUAUUGUUUACAAACUUUCUCCUUUACUAAUUGUCGAACAAGAAAAACGUUUCUUGGAUGUAGAUGUAGAGUCUAAUGGGAGACGAUUAGAGGAGUUGUUACAAAAACUUUCCAACGAACUAUCUGAAGAAUUAGAAUUGAAUAGAACACUUUCAAUUCUAACAACAGAACUCGACCAGUGUCGCGAUGAUUUGAGUGUAGAAGACAAUGAUCAUAAUAAUAGAAUGAGUCGCGAGUCACUUUUGAACGAUAUUAUUGCACACCUUGAGAACCAGAUUGUAAUUGUGCAGCGCAGUACUAACCGACGUCAAUUCAUCAGAAGCAGCACAUCUGCUGAAUUAGAACGUUUAUUGGCUCGCGCACAUGAACUCUUGGAAUCGUUACGAAAUAUCCCUGACAGUAGCGAAGAUGUUGAAGAACGGGAGUAUGAUGUAGAUGCCGCUGCGAACGUUCUUGCAGCGCUAUAUCCAAACGAACAUCCAUAUAAUGUACUUCAACAACAUGGAAUUGAAGGAAUUCCUUCAGAAGCCGACUCGAGUGAAAUGUCAACGGAAGAUUCAUCUGAAGGCAGAUUCUCCCCAAUGCCGGAAGACGAAGCUUUGGCAAAUCCACAUUUGCGUAGACAACGCUCAAGAUGGAGACGGGUUCUCAGAACAGCAUUGCCCCUACAGGCUAUGCUGGUUCUACUUCUCGGAGCCGCAUGUUUGGUUCCCCAUUGUGAUGACGAGUAUUGCUGUCAGCUUUUAAACAAUUUUGCAAGAAGUUUUGAUCCAUCUAUAGAAUUUGUGAAUGGACCUCCCCCAUUCUAG
Molecule: messenger RNA, 10353 nt
Organism: Auanema sp. JU1783
Lineage: Eukaryota; Metazoa; Nematoda; Chromadorea; Rhabditida; Rhabditidae
Source: the annotation of a GenBank genome assembly